AUGACUUCCGUUUAUAAGGUUGCUGAAAAGCACCAUCUGGUCAUGGGAGACUUCGAAUUAGAGGCGAAACACAGGAAUUUAACCGAUUCACAUGCGUCAGAAGAGCAUAUCCCAAGUUUCCUACCGUUUAAACGUUGGGUGAACAGUUUUAGGGCAAAAAAGAGCUACCGCCCCUGUCAGCGUCUAAGAUACGUGGAGGGCUGGUCGAACACUACGCAGGCACGCUGUGAUAAUACUGAUGCAUUGCCCUGUGGAGGAGGAGGAGGAGGAGGAGGACAGGAUCUACAGUGGGAAUGUCUCUCCGGUCACUCAUCCAAUCUGGAGACUAUCAAGACGAGUACCUUGAGCGUUGCCAGUCAAAGUGUAGCGAGAUCAAGGGGAACCACCCACAGUACGAAUCAGAGUUUCGGCUCAGACUUACGUGGGUCUAUAGAGAGCUUGAGACCAGCAUUGAGCUUUUCGAUCGAUGAGGAAGCACACAACCGCGCUGUUAAGCGGCGUAAAGUUCUUCGAGAGAUUAUUACUACGGAAUCGGAUUACGUGCUUUUCCUUUUCUCCACACGACCGGAGAUCUACCACAACCUCCACCAAAUUCGCGAAAUACACGAAGGCCUUCUGGCACGAAUCCGGAAGGUAACGCCGAUUUCUAGCCUUGCUGCGGUAGAGUAUGACAGAUUGGUGCCUCAUGGCGUACAUGAGCGCUUUAAUCCUACUGAUCUAAGUCCAAGAGCAUUUCAGAAUAUAUCCAUGAGAACACGUUAUUUCAAGAAAUCCGUACUCUCCCGCUUUAAAGCACUUGCAGCAGAAACGAAUGAAGCACUGGAAGUUGCGGUCGAGAUUGGAAAACUAUCAACGUCGUUUGCAACAUAUAUGGAUUUCUGUAGCAAUUAUGAGCAGCUUACGGAGGAUGUGGAUAUUCUACGUCGAUCAGUGCCGAACUGGUCAAUUUUGGAGAAUGGUAUCGAAGCCUUGUCGAAGUCAGUAGCAUCGAUUGAGAACCAGGCCCUCGAACAUAAUAAAUCGAUGCUGUUGCAUGACCUCCUCAUAAAGCCGAUCCAACGCCUUUGCAAGUACCCAUUACUGCUCCAAGAGUUACUAAAGUGGACCCAUAUUCAGGAUGACCCAACUGCGCAUGACGGGAUUCACCAAGCUUUGGAGGAUGUUCGUACUAUGAUCAAUCAAAUCAACAAUGCUCCUGGUAAUCCGAUCAACAAAGGGAUGGUACAAAGGACCCUCUUAUUACAAGAGAUGCUAAGCCUCCCCAAAUUGGUUGCUGUUCAUCACAUUUACAAACAAUUGGGACCCAUGGCUCUUUGCGGAGUUCUCCAUGCCACAUAUCAGUCUUCAACCUACCUUGCAGGUGACUAUAUGGUCUGUGUCUUGUUCAAGAGCCACUUUUUGCUGGCCAAGAUCAAGAAUGACAAUCGCAGCUUAGAAGUAGUCGCGUGCUUAUAUGUCUGUGAUGUGAAGAUCGAUACUCUGAGGAAUGGAAAGGGCCUCUGUUGCCAUGGGUGCUUCUUCUCAUGGAAAUUGGUCUUUCAAUAUCAAAAUAAAAAGUUUGAGCUUGUUUUGAGUGCCUCAUCCGCUUACGAAGAAAAGCAAUGGAAAAGCGAGUUUCUUAAGUCAGCCGCACUAUCGGCUGAUAUGCAAAGACCAGUUUCCUCGGAGCUGCGAGGAUAUUCCUUUUUGACCUUGGACUUAGCCCCUCUGGAUCAAGAGUCAAGUUCCGAGCCUUCGUUCUCUCGUACGGCCUCUGUCCACUCGGUAGCAAUUUCGCGCGUUGAGCCCGACCUACAGCAUGUAGUGGUCAAGAGAACGCACUGCCCACAAAAGCUAGGACAGGCUGCCUGUCAUGUAGACGGCGAGUUCGACCGACCGAAAUUAUCGGUUCCAGAGUCACCGAUAAUACUGACAACUCGGAGACAAGACCGGAUAAGAUUAGAAAGAAUUAUCUCUUCGGUGUACACCAGGGAAUGUCUCCCAUACCCUGGCAUGAGCUUAGCGAAAGGCGACAUUCUCUUUCGGCCCGGCACAAUUAUGAGGCGCUUUACUGUCCGUCAGGGGGUCUACAGAUGUUCAAGUUCCGUGAACAUUCCCCGAAGCCAGUCUGUUGUUGAGAAACUUUACUCUACCAGAGAGACUACCCAGCGAAAAUGGUCCAACGACAGUGAUAAAGACGAAGUUUUACCCGCUAAAUGGGGAUUUCCCGAUGAGAAGAAGGUUGGCUGUCUUCCGAAAUCCAGCAUGGGAACCAUAAAACGCAGUAAGACAUUAAGGCUAAGGAAUCACCCACGGUCAUCUUGCGGCCUUAGCCGCCAGCAGACAGACAAGGGAGACGGAAAUUGUGAGCGCUCUGAGAGUCCAUUGAAAACAUCGAUCCGGAUCAUGUUCAAUUCCAUGUCAUUGAGGCGACCAAAGAAAAGCCCGGGCUUACGCAUGAGUGCUAGUGGAGGAUAA
Molecule: messenger RNA, 2457 nt
Organism: Aspergillus caelatus
Lineage: Eukaryota; Fungi; Ascomycota; Eurotiomycetes; Eurotiales; Aspergillaceae
Product: DH domain-containing protein
Exons: 7
Coding region: 1-2457 (818 amino acids)
Biological process (GO): intracellular signal transduction
Molecular function (GO): guanyl-nucleotide exchange factor activity
Source: RefSeq, a predicted model, not a curated record